This is a messenger RNA of Nematostella vectensis (starlet sea anemone), 2762 nucleotides long. Its product is annotated as WD repeat-containing and planar cell polarity effector protein fritz homolog. Gene Ontology annotation, biological process: nervous system development; cilium organization; establishment of protein localization. Gene Ontology annotation, cellular component: axonemal basal plate. The record is from RefSeq and is a predicted model, not a curated record. The coding region runs from base 118 to 2313 and encodes 731 amino acids. Lineage: Eukaryota; Metazoa; Cnidaria; Anthozoa; Actiniaria; Edwardsiidae. The transcript has 23 exons.
UUGGAAUCAAAAUGGCGCCUCAAAGUGUUGUCAGUUUGAUAAACAAAAUGCAGAUGGAAUUUCCUGGCAUUCAACUGACAAAAAUGUGAGACUUAGCUGUUAAAUAGAAGUGUGAAAAUGGCAAGCUUACUUGGGCAGGUCCAUUUCUGGACUUUGAAGAAGUUAGCGCCUGGUGUCGGUAUAGAUAUCGGGAGUCACUGUUAUCACGACAAAUCAUCAGGAAAUGAAGACAAGCUUGCACAACUCAAGAGACAGUGGGCAGAGGAGCGAGGAAUUGCCUGGACACCAAGGAACAAGAGACCGGACAGGCUUAGAGACAACCUGAAGGAGUGUGAGGAAUGCUUACAAAAUUAUUCAGUGAUCUGUACGCGAUGGAGAACCCUAAGAAAUUUCCAGUUAUUGCUCAGUAAUGGGACGUUACUCUCAUUUCUGGUGUCCCAAAACUCUGGAGAUCUAGAGAAAGUGUUGAUUGAUAAGUCGCUAGUGGGCAAAAUACCAGAUCAUGUCUGUCACGCUGUUUUGACAGAUAGUUUUGUCAUAUUUUCCUUCAAAGACAAAGCAAAGCUUUUCUUUGUUUCUCUUGGAAAGAAGCCAAGCCUGGACUUCAAGAAGCUGGAGAGGUUAUCUGCAUUAGACCCUAAGAUGUCAUUUGCUGAGCUCCCUGGACCACCAAAUAAAAAGAUUGAUCGCAGGUUAUCUGUCAACCAGCGGCAAGAAAUGGUACUUGUUUGGUGGGCGACACAGAAUGAAGAGGCAUGGCCAUGGUCUCCUUUGACAGGGGAGAGGGAUCGCUCCAACAUAAUUAUAUUUGGCAUAAGUGGGUCCAAGCUUGAAAUCUUGUGUUACUGCAGAACAGAAUGUGACCCAGUUCAUGUUGCAUUUAGUUUUAAUCAGCCACAUCAUGUACACACUGUCGAACAGUCACUUCCUGGCUCAGAUGAUUCCAGUAUUGAUAACUGCAUUUAUGAGUACACUAAAAACAAAAUUGAAAGGGUUACUGUUACAACGAUCCCUAUAAAUGCUCCUGUAGCCGUCCAAGCGCGGAAUCAUGCAGAGGACAAGUUGCUCCUGGGAUGUCAAGAUGGCACAUUGGUGAGAACUUCUGAUCUGAUCUACUUCGGGGAGUUUCCCCCUGCCAGCUAUAGACAGCCCUUUUCUCUUUUGUGGCUUCUGUACUUGACUAAUAUGGCAGUGAUGUUGUAUGAUGGCCAUAGGAAAAUCACCCAAAUGACAAAAGCAGCAGUUACACCUCACCACAUCCGUUGGCACCCCGCUGAUGCUAUCAUACUUGUCUGCAGUGCAAGAGGAGAAAUCCAGGUAUUUGACAUGGCCCUAGCUCCUGUUAUGAUCCAGCUCCUGUCAGAGAACCCUCAGCCACAAAGUGUCCUGAACCUACACACAUACUUCCCGGAUACCAUCAAGCUGGAUAAAGUGUCCUGGUCAUGUGAAGCACCUGUUAGUAACAUUACUGAAAGUAGUGUUGGUUGCCAUGACAACCUGGUCAUCAUAAUUGACAGGGGUCCCCUUUGUCUCCUGAGAGUUGAGUUGGGUGUCAUGAGUCACGGUAAACUGGGGUGUGUGGAAUUAACCUCUGAAUACAUCAAACACAGUCAGGGGGAGGAGGCUGUGAACUUCCUGAACAGCAUGAACUGGAACACAGAAGGUAACACAUGCUUUGCUUGCAUGUCCCUUAUCAUGAACUAUCUCCUCAAGCUGCCACUGAACCCCAUCCGUGAGGGGCUUCUGGAGGAGACCCUGGGGAGCUUCUAUGCACCCUCACGCCCCCUGUCGGAUGUAACAGUCCUGCAGUACCGGGACCCAAUCAGUCGACUGUCCCGAAGAUUUUUCCAUCAUCUGCUCAGGUACAAGCGAUUUGAGAAGGCUUUUCUCUUGGCUGUAGACAUUGGGGCAAAGGAUUUGUUUAUGGAUAUCCACUACCUUGCAGCAGAUGUUGGGAAUUGUGCUCUUGCGGGUGUUGCCAAGCAACGGGCAAUACAGAUUGACAGCGAGCCAACAUCAGACACUGGGGAAUCAUGUGACGAGGAGUCCUAUGAGGAAGACUACCCUCCCGAGGAUGAAGAUGGGCUGGCACCCAGUGGCACACAGCAUGACCUAGACUACUCAUUACCCCAUGACCACGCCCCAUCCCAACAUCAAGGGAGAGGGCCUGCUAGUCAUAGCACACCUGUCAGAAGCAAUGCCAAAGGAAGUGGAGGACCUAGUCACCAGGCCUCAAGUGAUCCCAACACACCAACUGGAUCCACAGGAACCCCAGGCGGAGCACUCAAGAUAGUACACUUUGGAGUCGUAUGAUACUGCAUUAUGUUGUCAUACCUACAUCAAGUUAAACACUUUGAAGUAUGAUGUUUUCCUAUGUCCAAAGACUCAGGAGGCUAACAAAAGCAGGAAGUUUUUUUUCUGACAUUAUAAGGAAAUGACUAGUAGUGGCAUGGCUGUGCACCCCCACCGUUACAAUCCUGCCAUCGUGGUGAGAUUUGUCAUUAUGCCCAAACAAACCUAGAGCCAUUGGACCGCCUGUCGUUUUCUCAAUGACUGCUAAUUCUUCUAGGCAAUAGGUCAAACAUGAAGGUUAAAGUACUAUAAGGUCCUUUACUAAAUUAUUCCAUUGAGCAAAAUUAGUUUUGCUGUAAAAAUUAUAUAUUUUGUGCUGUAUUUGUUCUUGUAAAUAAUUUGUAAAUAGUUACAUGAAUUGUUUAAAAAAUGACAUCUUAUUAGGUUGUAAUAAAUAAUUGACAAAGCUA